Rubroshorea leprosula is the source of this 1426-nucleotide messenger RNA. The record is from the annotation of a GenBank genome assembly. NCBI's taxonomy places the organism in Eukaryota, Viridiplantae, Streptophyta, Magnoliopsida, Malvales, Dipterocarpaceae.
UCCUCGCUUCUCUAAAUUGCACUUCUCGCCUUCAAUAAAUCCCUUUCUCUCUUUCCUCGAUCGGAGCUCAUUGCUGUGGGAUCUCAUUGUCGUCAAAGCUCAUCAGUGACGGCAAAACGCUAGAUGUUGUUGUGCACGCUUCUUUUCUCCAAAUCAACCUAGAGUUCGCUAUCAAGACAGGGGCCUAGGGUUCGGCGUGCCUCACUACCAGCCUCAACCAAUUUCAAUUCAUUUGAGACAUUUAGCUAAUCCUAACUCUAAAACCAGAGACUAUGUCUUGAAGCAGAAAACAAAAAUUGUCGAAGAAAAGGGAAAGAUCGAAGGAGCAAACCGAAGAGAAAUCACUAGAUGAACCCAAGGUCGUGGGAUAGCAAGAUUGAAAAGUGAUAUUGUCAGGAUGUUUUCAGGUAAGCUGCUAGCUGAAAAGGUAUCAUGAAAUUUAUUUUGACAGUUUGACAGUUUCUAUAAAUCUCUUUUCUUGUUUUUACCAAAAUGAAGUGUUGGAUCAUUCAAUUAUAAUUUAUUUUGUGAUUGUUAUUCAAAGCAGACAGGGCUUAUGAGGAAAACACUUAUAUUCUUCCAACUCAAUGUGAGGAGUCACUUUGUGGUAGGAGCUGUCACAUUUUUUAUGGCUUUGGUGCAAUAAAUUACUAACUCUUUAGUUUUUUGUUUCUUGUAAAGUAUUUUAGUUUCAAACUCGAGGGGGGCAUGGUGGUGGUGAAUCCAGACAUCAUGAUGGGUCCUGUUAUCUCCCCAACUCUUAAUGCUAACAUUAGUACUAUUAACACUCCAAGGUAGUAUUCUUGGCAGACUAAUGCUGCAGUUUCUAUUCAAUCAAUUUUGUUGCUCUUCUCAACAUGCUACCUGAUUGUAACGUGAUCCAAUUUGGUUUAUCUAAUAUUUAAAGGGCUUUUUGGCCUGUACCUCAUGUAUUUGAAGUUUUUGGUCAAUUAAGUGUAUGUUAUGUUGCCUAGUAGGAGAAUUAGUAGAAACUGAUUAGAUCAUUGUUAUGUUACUCUAUUUUGGGUGUCGAGGUUUUGUUUAAUCAUGUAAGCUGGAGGAUUUCCUGAUCUUAGACUCUAGAAUGAAUUUUUUCAAAUUGUUUCAGGCUGUGCUGAUCCAUAUGAGAAAUUUUUCUUGGGAUCUAUUCAUUUCAAGCAUAUUGCGUUGCCACAUCUUCUGGUGUACGAGAAUAAAUCAGCUAGCGGAAGGCACUUGAGUGUUGAAGCUAUUACUCAUUAUGGUGAUGGACUAGAAUUCUUAGUGACCAUAGAAGAUGCUAUUAUGCUUGGACUAGAAUUUUUAGUUAAAGUUUCUUGUAAUAGGUAAUUAGAUAAACCUUUCAAAAUUGUAUUUUUCAGCUAAAUAAACCCCUCAUAUAUGUGUUUUGUAUUAUCUUUUUAGUUAAUAUAAGUUUAAUAAGCAU